GAGGGCGGUUUGUUUUGCGCCAUAUGACGUAUAAGACACUUCCUCAAAAAAUACAGUAAACAAAUCUACGGACUAUUUUCGGUUGCGACAUAUUCUGCACGGUGGCUUGUUUGAGUUUUGGAAAUUACAAGGCUUUCGGUUAAAAUCGCACGGCUGGGCUUUAGAGCAGGUCGACAGGAGGAACACAAAGGAGGGAACUGCAGGAAAAGCCGCACGUUUGUUUGGUUGAGUGCGCUCAAAGUGAGCUCAGUGAAUGCUCAGGCUUCAUGCCGUUUAGUUGAGCACGCUUCUCUUCUGGUGACAAUACCGGGAACAGCGUUUGUCUUGAAGAAAUCAUUCAUAUAUAGACAUGGUGAAGCAGACCAAGGCCAAAACUUUCCAGGCCUAUCUGGACUCCUGUCACCGUCGCUACAGCUGCGUCCACUGCCGUGCACACCUGGCCAACCAUGAUGACCUAAUUUCAAAGUCAUUUCAAGGCAGCCAAGGACGCGCCUACCUGUUCAAUUCUGUGGUGAAUGUAGGUUGUGGUCCAGCAGAGGAAAGGCUGCUGCUGACCGGUCUUCAUGCUGUGGCUGAUAUUUACUGUGAGAACUGCCACACCACACUGGGCUGGAAAUAUGAGCAGGCAUUUGAGUUAAGUCAGAAGUAUAAGGAGGGGAAGUUUAUUAUUGAAUUAUCUCACAUGAUUAAGGAUAAUGGCUGGGACUGAAGACUUCAGCCUUUGCUUUAACUUGCUGUCACCGCUUGCAAUGGCAUGAGAUAUGCUUUCUUUUAUAUAUGUAUCUUGGGUGAUUGUUUUGUGUGUGUGUUUUGUUUUUUUUAUGUGUUUUGAGGUGUGCUUGUGUGCAAGACAGGCUUAGGAGAAACUGUGCUAAAAUUCUUAUCAACCACUUAAAUCCAGUUUUAAAAAAUUCUUGAUUUUUGUUGGGAUUUUGACACAAGCCCUCAAAUUCUCCCGAUUAAGUGCAAUUCAUGAGGUUUAAACAAAGUGUGAUGAAAAUGCCACGAUCCAAUGACUUUUUAUUCAAUUCCUUUUUACUUUAAAGAACGAGGUCUUUGUGAACGAGGUAGUGUGAGUGAAAUUAUUUUACUAUAUGUGUUUUGUGUGUGUGGCUUAGAGAGGAUUAUGUGCAAUAUGCGUGUGAGAGAGUUUGCAUAAAGGAUGAUUCAUGCCUCCAAAUUCAGUAAUUUCGGUUGAAUCCAUCUUUUAAUUUACCAAGUCACUGAGGAAUCCCAACAAACGAACAUCUGCUCAAGUUUGUUUGUGUGUGUGUGUGUUUGUCUGUGUGUGCGAGUAUGAAAGGGCAAACAUCAGGCUUAUUGGCUGUAGAAUAGAGAUGGUCCACAGUUAAGACACUUCACUUACAGCUUAUAAGAUGUAAUUCAUUUUUAUGUUCAUCUUGUUUGUGCAUUUUGUCUAUGAUAAAUGUUGUAAGUAUAAUCUGACAUUUGAGGAGCAUGUACAGAGACAUUGAUCUGAUCAUGCUAGAGCAGACAUGCCAUGUAAAUGUGUUUAUGAUUGUGUAGCAAAGUAUUUCUUUGAAUGCUAAACCAUUAAUGUGUAUGACAUUAACCUGAAUUCUUUACAUUAAAGUAUGGGGUAAAUAAAAA
Ctenopharyngodon idella (grass carp) is the source of this 1611-nucleotide messenger RNA. RefSeq names its product yippee-like 3 (gene ypel3). The record is from RefSeq and is a predicted model, not a curated record. Lineage: Eukaryota; Metazoa; Chordata; Actinopteri; Cypriniformes; Xenocyprididae. Bases 350 to 709 code for a protein of 119 amino acids. The transcript has 5 exons.